AUGCUUCGAGAUGAUCCUGGUGUUGUUCCAAUCGUACAAGGAAUGGAUGUUUUCAGUUCAGAACAUAGUCUCUCCCCGGCUCGCCAAAUCGCAUCAACCACAACUCUCCAAGACAUUCAAGCCUUCCAAGCCAUCUCGGAGUCCUGGGCAACCAUGGCAUUCACACCAUCCUCGGUAACUCGUGGUGAUUACAAGUACGACCUUAAAGGAAUAUCUCAAAAGCCACUCGAACCUUUCGGCUUGUACAUUAUCAAAGAUAACGAUGGUAGAAAUAUGAUAGCAGUUCCUUAUCACCAAGAGAUGCUGAGUAAUGGGCGCGAGGAUUUAGGUCAAGCGAUGUUAUCGGUUUUCUCAGUGGACCUCUUGAAUCCCCGACCCAUUCAACCCCAAAACUUCUAUCCUGGAGACGCUAUCUGUGUCAUGAGUAUGUACGUGAAUCCCGUAUUUGAAGAUAAGUGGAUGAUCAAAAACUUCUAUCUAGUUCAAAGAUCCUUGAUUCACAACUGCCUUCUCACCCAACAAUCCCACUUGGGCUCUAAACCCUUUUGUAUUGUGGAUGGGUUCAAUGUGCUCCUGGCGGCUCGGAAGUGGAUGUUUCGAGAUGCUGGGGUCACUUCUAAAGAUUUGUUCGCAGUUGGUACGGUAUUCCAACCAGAGUUGGAGGUAGCUGGAUGUGGGUUUGUGCCAUCUAUAGUGCAGAGUCAUAAGGUGGAGGAGGAUCCGGAUGUCCUCCGUUUCUCUCGCUUUAUAUUAUCUGGGGUUCUUGCCAUGGAGAAUAAGAAUCGACACUUGACUUCUUACUCUACAAAAAUUGAUGCUAUCCUUCUUACUCCUACAGGUCGCGGAGUGAAAUUCAACAUUCAAAAACCCAAGGGACGGGAUCUUUUGUGUCUUUGGAAGCGAGGAAACACAUUCGUCCUCAGGGGAACAGGCUUAUCGAUAGCCAUGGAGGUUCAAGAAGCUUCUGGAACUUCAGAGGAAAUUUGGAUCAGUGCUUGCCCAUUAGAUCCUUACCAUCAAAACCUGUUGCCAGAAUUACUAGGAUCUGAAGUUCAAGUUUUCCAGAGACUUGAAGACACCAAACACAUUUUGGAGGCGUUCCCGACGAACGGAACCCCAGCAAAGUUCCUGGACAUCUUGCUGGGAUCCCAAACUAUCAAUUGGAGAUGUCCUCCUCAAUUCAACUACUUCUUCGCGCUUGUCAACUCCAGCUAUCCUGUUGUAGCCCUAAAUGCUGGACCUGGCUGUGGGAAGACUUCGAUUUUAGUCUCUGCUGCUAACCAAUCCAGUAGUGGAUUCCACGUGGCGGUUGCUCAAUCAAGUCUGUGUGUAGUGAGAAUGAUUCGGGAGCAUUUAAAGUUCCCAGGAUGUGCUAGAGCCGUGAGGAUUGUAGAUCGCAAUGAAGAAGCCUAUCCUACAGAAAUUGAUCUACCAACUUUAUGGCCAAAGGUAUUCAAGGAGUACUUGAAGGAAGUCGAAGGUCAGGAGGUAGAUCAAAUCGCCCGAAACGUUCAAAUGAAUUCUCGACGAUUGGCUCCUGAUGUAUUGAAUUGUUGCUCAGAGUUAUUCUAUGAAGAUCGUCUAGCCAAUGAAGCCAAUGGAACAUUCGUCUCAGCGAAUUGUGGAUUGUUGGCAUCAUUAGGAAUAAGAAGUGGAUAUGGCAUUCAGGUCAUAGAUUUUGGAAUCCAAACAACCUACAAGAACGUUUACUCUCUCAAAGAAGCAUACUUGGCUAUUGACCUAGCUGAUCUAUUCCCUCGAAAUCUUUCUAUUGGAAUCCUUUGCUUCUCUAAGAAACAAGCCAGCUUGAUCUCCAUGAUGCCAGAGCUCAAAUCCUUCACCGGGACCAUCGAGCCUGCCCAAGGCAUCUCUUUCGAUGUCACUAUAAUUCUGACGAAUGGAUUUUUGGAAGACGAAAAAUACAAUGAAAAAUAUGAACGACGAAUGAAUACCGCGUUAUCUAGAGCCAAUAAACUAUGCAUCUUGGUGACGGAUGUUGGAAAAGCGAGAAGUAUUUCGAUAUGGAAUAAAUUGCUCCAGAAGAUUCCAAAGGUAUCUCUUAUAGGAAGCGAGAAAGUUGAUCUCAACGUUUGGAUGGAGUUCCAUCAGAGGACGUACUUGCCAACUGGGCCGGCUCAUAACUCGGACUCGAUAAGAUCUACAAACCUAUACCUUAAUCAACUAUAUUCAAAUGAGUUUUCAAUCAAAAGACCCGGGUUUGAAAACUUCUUUAAUUUUGUCUUAUUUUGUAGAUCUCAUUAA
Messenger RNA from Caenorhabditis briggsae, 2262 nucleotides. The record is from RefSeq and is a predicted model, not a curated record. The transcript has 5 exons. Bases 1 to 2262 code for a protein of 753 amino acids. Lineage: Eukaryota; Metazoa; Nematoda; Chromadorea; Rhabditida; Rhabditidae.